AUGGGUGGUUGUUUCACUGAUAUUCUAAAAAGUGCCUCAUCCAUCAGCGACUUGACAUGGACGACAGUUGGAUUUGUUUUUGUCAUCGCUGUUGUGCACGGACAGGUCCGUUAUUCUGUUCCAGAGGAAAUGAAUAAAGGAUCACGGGUGGGGAAUAUCGUUCAGGAUCUCGGUUUGGAUAUUAAGAGACUCAAAUCUGGCCGUGCGCGAAUUUUCACGGAGGACACCCGUGAGUACAUCAGUCUGAAUGUGGAUAAAGGAACUCUGGUUGUGAAAGAGAGAUUAGACAGAGAGGAGCUGUGUGCUCAAGUGUCUCCUUGCUCUAUACAUUUCCAGAUUAUUCUAGAAAACCCAGUAGAGAUGCAUAGCGUAAAAAUAAUUAUUCAAGACCACAAUGACAAUGCGCCUCAGAUUCUGUAUCCAGUACAAACUGGUGCCUCGGUUGUGGCUGAAAUGGUACCUCGAUCAGCAAAUGUAGGAUAUCUUGUUACUAAAGUAGUGGCUGUAGAUGUGGACUCUGGACAGAAUGCUUGGCUCUCAUAUAAACUACAGAAAGCCACAGACAGAGCAAUGUUUGAAGUGGGGUUACACAAUGGAGAAAUAAGAACUCUACGACAAGUUACAGAUAAAGAUGCUGUGAAACAGAAACUGACUGUUGUAGUGGAAGACAACGGAGACCCCUCUCGUUCAGCUACAGUCAAUGUAAACGUGGUGCUGGCAGACAGUUUCCCUGAAGUGCUCUCUGAGUUCACUGACUUUACGCAGGACAUGGAAUACAAGGACAACAUGACUUUUUUUCUGGUCCUGGCCUUGGCCGUAGUUUCAUUUUUAUUUAUUGUUUCAAUCAUAGCUAUACUCUCAGUCAAAUGCUACAGGUGGAAACGUGAACGAAUGUUUUACAAAGCCGGUUCCAAUCUUCCAGUUAUUCCAUACUAUCCACCGCUUUACGCAGACGUUGGUGGAACAGAAACUUUGCAGCAUAUGUAUAAUUAUGAGACUUAUAGAACAACUGACUCCAAGAACAGGGAUUUGAAACACACUACACGUUCCACUGAGAACAUGAAUAGUCUGGAAAUCGGUGGAUAUCAGACGCUGACGCAUGUACAAAGAGAAAAAGCAAGUGAAGUCUUUGAUCAGGACAAGUCUGUUAAGUGUUAA
Molecule: messenger RNA, 1158 nt
Organism: Trichomycterus rosablanca
Lineage: Eukaryota; Metazoa; Chordata; Actinopteri; Siluriformes; Trichomycteridae
Product: protocadherin beta-18-like
Exons: 3
Coding region: 1-1158 (385 amino acids)
Biological process (GO): homophilic cell-cell adhesion
Cellular component (GO): plasma membrane
Molecular function (GO): calcium ion binding
Source: RefSeq, a predicted model, not a curated record